Ilex paraguariensis (yerba mate) is the source of this 557-nucleotide messenger RNA. Lineage: Eukaryota; Viridiplantae; Streptophyta; Magnoliopsida; Aquifoliales; Aquifoliaceae. The record is from the annotation of a GenBank genome assembly.
AUCCACCACAGCCAAUUGAAGAGCUGCCACGUAGGACAAAGAUGGGUAUGAUAAUGCCAUCUCUCUAUUUUCCACCUCUCAAUCUCAUCCCCCGCUCUCUCUCUCUCGUCCUUCUCUCUCCCUUUCUUUCUCUCUCAUUCAACACUGAAACUUCAACAAAAGAAACUCUACUCGGUAGAACGACAAUGGCCUCUACUUCUGCCGUCUCCAUGUUUAUACCGUUAACUUACACGGCCCAAAAGAGGCUGCCAUGGCCGAGCUCCGACGCCUUCUUCAAGCCCUCACCAGUAAAGCCUUGGAAGGCAAUUGCUGCACCGAAACCCAUUGGAAAAUUCGAAGCCAAGGCUUCGUUGAAGGAGAAGGCGGUGACAGGGUUAACAGCGGCAGCACUGACAGCUUCGAUGGUGGUUCCAGAGGUGGCGGAGGCUGCUGGGGGAGACCUUUCACCAUCCCUCAAGAACUUCUUGCUAAGCAUUGCAGCUGGUGGAGUGGUGCUUGGUGUAAUUGCUGGAGCAGUGGUUGGUGUUGCCAACUUUGACCCUGUCAAGCGGACCUGA